AUGUCUAAAGACAUCACCUCCACUGCCAACGAAGACUUAUACUCACGGUUAUCUCUUACUCCCGAAGCUACAACUGCUGAAAUUAAAAAAUCCUAUCAUCGUUUAGCACUUCAAUAUCAUCCUGAUAAACAUACAAAAUUAACACUCAAAGAACGCGAAGAAGCUACACGAAAAUUUCAGUACAUAGGUUAUGCAUAUGCAAUCCUUAGUGAUCCUAAAAAAAGAGAGACAUAUGAUAAGACUGGCGAUACCGAAGGUUUAGAUGGUCUUGAAAAUCUUGAUAAAGAAGGAUGGGAUGCUUUCUUUAAAGAGUUAUGGUCUGGCACGGUUACUUCCGAGUCGAUAGAAGAAUUUCGUACAAAUUAUCAAGGUUCUUCUGAAGAACGUAAUGAACUUAUCGAAACUUACAAAAAAUAUAAAGGAGAUAUGAAUAAAAUUAUGCAACAUAUUACAUGUGGUUCUGUAGAGGAUGAAUCACGUUUUAUUGAGAUACUUCAGGCUGCCAUUUUAUCAAAGGAAAUAACUUCUUAUAAAAAGUUUAUUACUACUACUAGUGAGACUGCUAAAGCUAAACGUAAAAAAGAAGCAGAAAGUGAAGCACAAGAAGCCGAAGAAAUGGCCAAAAAGUUAGGCUUAGAUAAAAAAUUGUUAAAAGAUAAUGGAAAUGACGAAGACCAUUUGAAACAAAUUAUACAAUCAAGAAGUGAGAAAAGAAUGAGCGCUUUAUUAGAAAAUUUGGAAUCAAAAUAUGUUAAUAAUAAGUCUAAGAAAUUAAAGACAAAUAAAGCCAAAUCCAAGAAAAAUAAAUUUAUCAAAUUAAUGGCCAAUAGAGCAACUAGAAAAGGAGAGGAUUCCAAGACAAAAAAUUCAAGUGAAAAUGCGAAAUCAAAUAAAUCAAAUGGAACUUCAAGAGAUGGAAAAGUUGGAAGAAGUAAUCGCAGUACGAAAUGA
Messenger RNA from Diversispora eburnea, 951 nucleotides. NCBI's taxonomy places the organism in Eukaryota, Fungi, Glomeromycota, Glomeromycetes, Diversisporales, Diversisporaceae. The record is from the annotation of a GenBank genome assembly.